Messenger RNA from Cuscuta campestris, 2184 nucleotides. Lineage: Eukaryota; Viridiplantae; Streptophyta; Magnoliopsida; Solanales; Convolvulaceae. The record is from the annotation of a GenBank genome assembly.
GUUUACAAACAUUAACUAAUAAAAGUAAAAUGAUAGGGGUAAAAAAUAUUCUUCAUAGUACUUUGAAGUCACCCAUUCAAAGUUUCGAAAUAGAAGUAUUGGAUCAUUUACAAGGAGUAUUUUUUUGAUUGAAGUCAUCUUCAAGCAUAACCAUUGUAUGAAACACAUUUGUCUGCAAAACAAAUUCAAUAUAUUUCAAAACCAUUUUCUCUCGUCACCUUCCGCGAUCAUUCGGACAACCAUCGCCAUUUCCCGGGGAUAAAAUGAUGGCGCCGGAGAGCCAGGGAGAUUCUCAUAUCCCAACCACAACAGAUGCCCCGACGGAGAUCCUGGCUCUCGAAGACGGAGGAGUUUCGAUCUCAAAAUCAUACUCUAAUGAUCCCAACGACAUUACAACGCUUCCGAACUCGGGACACCCUCUCUCGCCGUCAGUCGCCGCCUCUGCCGACGCCGAUCGCAUCCGCUCUCCGCCGCGCCAUGUACAUUCGAUCGGGGACUCGGGCUCUCAACACAAUGUCCAUCUCGAAUCUCCAUCGUAUGCGGAUGCACAGGUUCGUUACACAGACGGCCACGGUAGUUCCGUACAAGAAGCUAAUGUCUGCCACGGUCCCGUUACAGACCUGGAAAAUUGGGGUAAGCUUUCGCGCUUUAGCUCGUAUGACUCGACGUAUUUGAAAGUUGCUGUUUCGGAUCCACAGAAAGUGGUUGAAUCGUCGAAUUCAAUAGUCCCCGGAGUGAACACCUUUUUUACCUAUUUGAUUACAACUGAGACAAACAUUCCUGAUUAUGAUGGAUCCAAGUUCACCAUCAGGAGACGAUUCAAUGACGUAGUAACUUUAGCAGAUCGAUUGAGUGAAGCUUAUAGAGGGUUUUUUAUACCUCCAAGACCUGAUAAGAGUGUAGUGGAAGGCCAAAUGAUGGAAAAGAAAGAUUUUGCCGAGCAGAGGAGAGCGGCAUUGGAGAGGUAUUUGCAGAGGCUAGCUGUGCAUCCGGUGAUCAAGAAGAGUGAUGAACUAAGAGUGUUCUUGCAAGUGCAGGGGAGGCUUCCACUUCCAACUAGCAUUGAUGUUGCAUCCAGGAUGCUCGAUGGGGCGGUGAAGCUCCCCAGACAGUUGUUUGGGGACCAUGGGAAUGCGAUUGAACCUCAGGAUGUGGUGCAGCCUGCAAAUAAUGGCAGGGAUUUGCUGAGAUUGUUUAAGGAAUUGAAGCAGUCUGUGGUAAAUGAUUGGGGCAGUUCAAAACCACCAGUGGAGGAGGAUGAUAUGGAGUUCUUGGCAAAGAAAGACAGACUUCUUGAUCUCGAGCAACACCUAAGUGACACGUCAAAGCAGGCCGAGGCUCUUGUUAAAGCCCAAAGAGAUAUGGGGGAAACACUAGGAGAAAUAGGGAUAGAUUUCCUACAGAUGGCAAAUUUUGAGAACGAAUGGGCAAAUUUGAAUGCACAGAGAGUACGAGCAGCUGAUAUGAAAAGUGUAGCAAAUGCAGCUGUCAAAACAAGUAGAUUACAUCAUGAUCUACACAUUUGUGAUGUGAAAUAUCUGGAUAUCCUGCAUGAACAUUUGUGGUUAAUGAUGGCUCUAAGAUAUGCAUUUUCUGAUCGUUCAAAGGCUUUACUAACAGUACAGACUCUUCUGUCAGAGCUGUCAUCUUUAAAUUCAAGGGUUGAGAAGCUUGAAACAACAUCAUCCAAAGCAGACAAAUUAAGGAUUCAGAAGUUAGAAGAAUUGAAGGAUGCUAUAAAAACCACAGAGGAUGCUAAAAGUUGUGCAGUCAAAGAAUAUCAACGCAUCAAGGAGCAUAAUAAAAGUGAAAUUGAAAGACUAGAUAGAGAAAGACACGGUGACUUCAUAAUCAUGUUGAAAGGAUUUGUGAUUAGCCAGGUGGCUUAUUCAGAAAAUAUUGGAAAUGAAUGGGCAAAAGUUGCAGAGGAGACUCGCCAGUACGCAAGAUAUGCUGCAUAAUGCAGACUGUAUAAACAACUUUUUUUAAUAUAUUUUAUAAUUGCUUUAGCUCAUGUACCAUACCCUUGUACAAUUCUUUCAAAUCUCACACAAGGAGUAGUUCAGCUGCAUAACUUUUACUUCUUUUACACAUCUUCACAGCUCAGUCAUUUUUUGUAUUUCUUGUUUAAUUCUUUUGUCUCGGGUGAUUAAACUAUGGAUUUAAUCAAUUAUACUUCAUAUG